CUUUAAGCUGCAAGACAGUCUGUGGUUUUGGCUCUUGUGACGUCAGGAGGUAUCCUGAUGUUUUUAUCAAGAUUUUGAAGCGUGUUUUUAAUGCUGCAAUAAUGGCGGUCGAAGCACAAGGUUUUAUGAAAACAUGGAAUAAGUAUAGCUAAGUAUAUGGCACAGAUUUUUCAAUCAAAUGACAGUUUAAGAGAUGGCAAUGCUCAAACACCCAAUCGUGAAGGAUUCUGCUCUUAUUUAAACAAGAAUGAGCUUUACCCAAAGCAUAUGGCACUAACAAACUCAAGACAACAUAACCCUGGUGGAUCAAUAUUAAAAUUAAGGAGCAUAUUGGGAAAUGAAAAACUGACAAUCAAUCCACAAUUUAAUGCUCUACAAUCAAACAGAACAUCUGAAAUGCUGGUUUCGAAGCAAAGCACCUUUUUCAGUAGUCGUCAUUUAACAACGGAAUUUCAAUCAAAGUGUAGCGAAGUUGAAAGAGAAUGCAGUAAACUAUCUGUACAGGAACUAACUUGCAUAUACCCUCGUCUGUUAAAUGAUAUAUUUGGUUUUUCUGGUGGUAAAGGUUGGGGGUUAAACCUAUAUGAUGCAAAAUAUCAUCAACGCGAAUUUGAUGCAGCUUAUAAUUUUCUCUCUUUUGAUGGAAUUUUAUUUCAAAUCAUUGGAAAAAUAAUGAUGCAACAAGAAGCAUAUUUUCAGUUCCCAUGCACACUUUUGCCAGUUGGCAUAGCAGAGUUUAUAAACAAGAAAGGGCAAAUGUCUGCUUGGUUUGAGAAAAAGAUAAUUGUGUUACCUGACAAUAAGGCUGUUAUUAAUUUUGAUGCUAUGGAAUAUUUUCUGGCACUCUUUGCCUGCUACGUAAUGAAUCCAGAGAAAGUUCAGGACAAUAACCACUGGAGUAAUAUUGAUGAUAUUCUAUAUGUCAGAAUACUGGAAGAUUAUUUGAAGUCUUUUUUCCCAAUUCCUGAGGAAAAAAAUUCACGCACAAAGUCGGUACCAUCCACCAGCAUGAUGACUGCAGAUUUAUGGAAGUCUCACCACGCACAUGAAAGUUCUGCUUCAAAUCACCAGUUUAAUUUGAUACAAAGCGAAAGUUUUUUGCAGAUUUUGUGUGAUUUUUGGCUGACUUUGAAUACAGAAGAAUUUACCCAACUUGACCAGGAGUAUAAACUACCCUCUCUGAAUCACUCACACGUGGUGAGAAUUCUUGUCAAGUAUUUGCAUUCGUUUGUCAACAGCACUUUCGAUCAACAGCAAAUUCAAUCAUUAGUCAGUGUGAAUUAUUCAUAUGCUCAUGUGGAAGAACUAAAAAGUAUUGUUUUGCCUGCUGCCCUGAACACAAAGUUAUACAUGUAUUUGGCAUAUUGUUUUGGACACUGGCAAUUGGAUGCGUCAUUUAGAAUGGUGCUUGAAACUUGGUUGAGUUUUAUCCAACCUUGGCGAUAUACGACAGUGGGAGAAACGUCCUCUGACACCAGCCUGUUACCAUGGAAGGGGUUUAUUAAAGAAAACAUCGCCUUCUACUCUUCAUUAUUUUACAGCUUUUUGAGUCGAGCAUUAAGAUCAGAUUUUUAUUCUUGUGGUGAUGUGUACCUCAUGUACCGUGUUUUUAAGGUUUUUUCUCAGUCAGCACUGCCACAAUUGUUAGAAGAAAUUGAUGCAUCAAUAGCGCAAACCUCUUUUCUUCAACAGAAUUCGGCUAAAGUUGGACUAAUCUCCAAUUGGAUGCGACCACAAAACAACACAAGUUUUUAUUUGCAAUCAACUAAAAAUAAGGCACAACAACUAUUCGAGCUGAUUGCAAGAACUGUUGACGAUCUAAGAAAUAAACUUUCAAGCCUAAAAAAUAACAACGCACAGUACCCAACCAUAUUUGAGAAGAUUAAGAAUCUACUUUCGGAAACAGAUAAUAUUCAAUCUUUCCAUAUAAACCAACAACAAGAACUUCUCAGAUAUUUGGAACAAUCCGGAGAGUUGUUAAGUUUUAUUUUCCAGCUUCGGGGGCCAACAGAUGUUUCUUCUACUUAUCCUUUUGACGAAAGGAAAAAAUGUGAGUGGAGCAAAGAUAAUACAUCGAGCCUUGGGGCAGAAUAUGCUGUCACAAGUAGUGGUGUACAACUCACUGAUAAAGGAAGAAUACAGAUUUUGCAAGGUUUGCAGAAGUUCGAUCUGUUAUAUAGUGGUGAUCCAGAGUUGCAACCACUUCGUAGUUACGAGUCUGAAACAGCUGUACGGUAUCUGUUUCAAGCAGCUAUAAAGAUUAACGAAAAGUUUGCCAAAUCGUUGGAGCGCUUAUUUAAUCGUCAAGAUACACUUGGACGUACGUUACGCAAGUUUUCGAAAGUAACACAGAUUAAUCAUUACACAAAUAUGUCGAUAAGUUUACCGAAACAAAGUCACACUCCCGUAAAACCACGCGUUUCUCUUCGUUUUGCUGGUUCAUAUUAUUUUAUGGUUUACUCAGGUUUGUUUCUGCUGUUCUCAGUCCUUUUUGGUGUCGGAUCCAUUUUUAGUUUACUUUUACUCUUUUUAAUUAUGGUUACAUGUGUUAUUCGUCACGUUGAUGUGCCACCUGUCAAGUUUAAAUCCAUUUAACAUUGAGAAACUUAUUUGCGGACUUCAACACAAUUCAUUUCCUCCAAAAGAACAAGAUUAUUAUUUAUUUAAUGUUCGCGCAUCAUUCCAGAGUCCCCCCUGUUAGAACUGCUUUUAUCAAUGCGAAGACCCCAAACAAUGUCGUCAACGUCUAAAGCUACCGCAAAAAAUGUUCGAACGGACAGAUCUGUUUCAAGAAAUGAUCAACCUCGAAUGAACACCAAUCAAACAAAACAAUAAUUUGAACUCUCGAUGCAGAUAGUGAACAAGCAACAAGUAGGCAAUUCUGUGAAGCAUGUUGCCUGUUUGUUUUCAUAUCAUUGAACAGCUUAUUUUGGUUUUUGGCGAACGCACCAUACUGCGUUUACCCUUAAUGAAAAUUUUAUGUGAAAUCAUGAAUCAAGCUGUUGCAAAUUUAAACGCAUUCAACAUGAUAGAAAUAAAAAUAAAAACUUCGUUUA
Hydractinia symbiolongicarpus is the source of this 3056-nucleotide messenger RNA. RefSeq names its product sphingomyelin phosphodiesterase 4-like. The transcript has 19 exons. Gene Ontology annotation, molecular function: sphingomyelin phosphodiesterase D activity. NCBI's taxonomy places the organism in Eukaryota, Metazoa, Cnidaria, Hydrozoa, Anthoathecata, Hydractiniidae. Bases 157 to 2595 code for a protein of 812 amino acids. The record is from RefSeq and is a predicted model, not a curated record. Gene Ontology annotation, biological process: glycerophospholipid catabolic process; ceramide biosynthetic process; sphingomyelin catabolic process.